Messenger RNA from Limulus polyphemus (Atlantic horseshoe crab), 1465 nucleotides. RefSeq names its product ubiquitin carboxyl-terminal hydrolase 4-like. Gene Ontology annotation, biological process: protein deubiquitination. Gene Ontology annotation, molecular function: cysteine-type deubiquitinase activity. The record is from RefSeq and is a predicted model, not a curated record. The coding region runs from base 37 to 1068 and encodes 343 amino acids. Lineage: Eukaryota; Metazoa; Arthropoda; Merostomata; Xiphosura; Limulidae. The transcript is spliced from 8 exons.
ACUUCUUGAUGCCAUUCUUGUAGGUUUAAGUCUGGAAUGAAUAAUUACACCAUCAGCAGACAAAGUCUGUUUGGUCACCCCCUAAUGGUAUCUGUGCCAAGAUGGGAAUGUACGUACGAAAUGUUGUACAACACAAUCCUCAAGCAUAUGUCUCGAUAUGUGCAUCAGCCUAGCAAGGAUGAAGAGUGGUGGAUUGACAGUAGUCCAGAAGGAGUUAAUGGAGAGGUAGAUAUGUCCAAUGGAUAUAACAAAUUGGUGGACAAUGGAGACGAUGAAGGCGUGAGUGAUACAGAAGAAAGUGUGACAGAACCUCCAAGUUUAUUCGUUAUCAGCAGUGUUAAUCCACAUGCAACCAUAGAGGUGGAUGAUUUUAAAAAUGAUGAUUUACCUCUUAAUUUAACGAAUCGUACAUAUGUUGCUGUUGACUGGCAUCCCAAGGCCAAGAAAAAAUUCUAUGAUGAGAAAGAGGCCAAUGAAUAUACUAUUCACGAAUCGAUGAAAGCAAAUUUAUCACCCAAAGUUCAGCCGAUAAAGUUGAGUGAAUGUUUAAAACUCUUCAUGGGCACAGAGAAGCUGGGAGCUGAAGACCCCUGGUACUGUCCACAUUGUAGGAAACACCAGCAAGCUACCAAAAAGUUUGACCUCUGGUCAUUACCUCAAGUUCUUAUAAUUCAUUUAAAACGGUUUUCUUGUAACCGUUACUGGAGAAACAAGAUAGACAGUCUGGUAGAUUUUCCAGUUAGUGGGCUGGAUAUGACACAUUAUGCGAUAGACCCUAACCAUGGUCCAGCAACUUAUGACCUUAUAGCUGUAGCCAACCACUUUGGAGGAAUGAGUGGUGGUCACUAUACAGCCUAUGCCAAGAAUAAAGAUACACACCAGUGGCAUUACUUUGAUGACAGUAAUGUCUCCCCUACCUCAGAGGAAAAUAUUAUUUCCAAAGCAGCCUAUGUCCUGUUUUAUCUAAAGAAACCAGAAGCUGAGACGAGGAAAGAAGAGACAGUAACUAUUUCUCAAAACGGACAAUUAAGGAAUAAUGAGGAAGAUUACAACAUGGAUAUACAUUAACCACCAAACAGUUUAGUAAUAUUGUUGGAUUAAUAAUUAACGGCUCUCUUGGAGAAGAAAGAAAUUUAAAAGUAAAGUUUAUAGUGAAAGUGUUAAACCAAAAAUAAGAAUUUUAACUCGUGUUCAACUACAGUGUUUUGUACAUACAGCUAGAGUAGUCAAUUCAAACCUCAUCAAGGGUACAUCUCUAAAUACUGAAAAGGUGCAGUUUUUGGAAGAUUUGAACUGUUGCUCUUGGUUGCUUUAGUCAUCUUUUCAUAAGAAAUGUUGUUUUUAAUUAAUACAAUGUAUUUUAACUUGUUGGGAAAGUUGUUUUCAGGAAUUACAAAAACAGAAUAAUGAAACAAUGUUAUUAAUUUCCUAAUUGUAUAAUAUGAAACUGAAUAAAAUGAAAUGU